This is a messenger RNA of Pygocentrus nattereri (red-bellied piranha), 3671 nucleotides long. RefSeq names its product major histocompatibility complex class I-related gene protein-like. The transcript has 7 exons. Gene Ontology annotation, biological process: immune response. Gene Ontology annotation, cellular component: external side of plasma membrane. The coding region runs from base 2200 to 3054 and encodes 284 amino acids. NCBI's taxonomy places the organism in Eukaryota, Metazoa, Chordata, Actinopteri, Characiformes, Serrasalmidae. The record is from RefSeq and is a predicted model, not a curated record.
UCACAUUCAAACCAUAAUAAAAUACUCUAUCGAUUGAAAAAUGUAGUUAUGGAUUUCUAAAGGAAAUUGAGAGAGAAUGCAAAUUAAAAAAUAAAGAUUUUCUUUCCACAAAACAUGAAGAAAAACCAAACAAAAAAAACCAAUAAACCUCCAAAUUCAAACCAUAAUUUAAAAACUCCCUCUGUUUUAGAAAAUGUAGGUUUCUUUGACUUUAAUGCCCACUCAGAAUGAGUCGAGUUGUCCACUCUUAAUCGAUAAAACCAGUGCGCGCUCUAAAUGAAUCCACCCAAAGGUCUUUCUGAAUUCUCUGGAUGAAUCCAACUAAUCCUUACUCUACAUGAAUUCAACCAGUGCUGUAUCAUGAAGGAUCAUGAAUAUAAAAUUAGAAACACCAGCCUGUCUGUUUUGUCUUGUUGGCUUAAUUAAGUCAGUUAAUUUACUUGGCAGUUUUCAGUUUUGGCUUAAUUUUUCUUUAUUAAUAAAUAUUUUGAUUCCUUCCUGACAGAAGUGAAACUAAAGCUUUCAAAAUAUCCAGACAAAAUGUUCCAAGAAUGCCACCCAUCUAACAUCAACAACCCUUCCUGUCCUUUUAUCUGCUUGGAUCAUCUACCCUUAUUUUAAGAGAGUGUAAUACACUAGAGGUUAUACAGAAUACUUGUGAAGUGGCUCACCUUAUAAAACACUGUACCGCCAGGUUCUAUGGCAUCUAGUCUUAUUUUGGAGAGAUGCUUUUCAAACUACUAUAAGCAAACUUUCCUACCUAAUAUCAGUUUAACUCUGUUUGGUGAUAUUUAACUACAAACACUGUUGGCUAGCUUUGUGCCUUUGAAACAGUAGACCAAAUGUUAUGCAAGCUCCACCUAAAUGUGUUUUUACUGAAUUUUACGGACACACUGCAUGAGCAAAUGUUCGUGUUAGCUUCAGUCUGAGCUGUAGGUUUUCUGGCUACACAAACUCGACAUCUGAGAUGGAAUGCUUUUAAUUACUUCCGAUUUUACAGAAUUAAUAACGGCACAUAACAUGGGCUACUUGUUGAGGUACAAUCAAAUUGAAAACCUGUUUAGAGUUAAAACGGCAUGAAGUAGCAAAAAUGAACCAACCAGUACUUACAGGGUGGUAGAAAAAGACGAGUAAGACUAUUUAAAUGUGCUGCGGCAAAAAACGAAUGAAUUAGAAGGGGGUGUGAGAUUGGAGGUUAUUUCUCACCAUGGUUUGUUAUAUUGAAUAGUUAAAUGUGUUUUUCCAGAUUUAAUAACGAGCGGUUUACAGUAGCAGAGCGCCGUUGAGACGAACCAAAGAUGCUAAAGCUCCAGUUCGCCCAGCUAACCCUUUAGCUGCCAACUGAGAGUGACUAUUAAAAAAAGAAAAAAAAUUAAAUAGAUUGAACUGUAGUUGGAAUCGGGGGAGACAAUUCCGGACUCGACUUGUACUACAAACUCUAACUUUUGCUUUUAAUCUCUAAUUCUAACACGUCUCUCUUGAAAAAGAGUCUCUCCUUUUUAGCAUGUCUCCCUACAGGUUUCUGCCCUAAGUGCCAAAUCUGACCUGGCAGAAAAAACAGACCUGUCCACUCUGAGGAUGUGGCUGUAAGAGAGAUACUGAAGACCCUCAGAGUGAAGCCUGAAGAGUGGGAGAAGGGCCAGUAUGGCUGUGUGGUCUGGCAUUGCAGCACACAGAGCGUCAAGAAUCAAACUGAGGAGGACAUCAGGACUGUGGUAUAAUUAAUUGUUGUAAGAAUACAGUGAAGGAAGGAUGAAUCUAUUUUAAUGUGUGUGUAUGCUCUCACCAGCUGAACCUCACUGUAACUAAGCCUUCAUCUUGGCAUCUGUGAUGUUCUUUCUCAUUCCUUUUUGUAUUGUGAUGAUGAGGAUGCAUCUUUACCCCGGUAGUAGGCUUCAUCUCUCCCGUGACUGUUCAUAUGUUUCUGUCUAAGGUUGAUGGCCUGUUAACAAGCUUAAGGCAGCUUUACAGUGUUAUUCUGUAAAUGUUUAUUACAGUUUCAUUUUUCCAGUUGGAAUUGGCGUAACAGUGGACCGAGCAGGAUUGUUGUGCUAAACCAUUCUUGUCAGCGCAAAACAUUUCUACACCACCUUGUACACGGUGACGAGAGCCUCGUGCCAGCCUGAGUUCACGGCCGUGUCGUUUGUUAACGAGUGGCAGAUUACUCGCUAUGACAGCCAGAAUAAGACACUGACCGCCAUGCACUCCUGGGUAAGGGCAGCUUUGAGUGACCAACACUGGGAGAAGUACAAGGAGACACACUUAUCAGAAUAUUCAAGACUGCGAGAAGAACUAAACGCCAAAAUGAGGAGCUUAGGACACGUCAACGAUAUUCACACGUUUCAGAGGAGGUCCGGCUGUGAGUGGGACGAUGUGACGGGUCUCUCUAAAGGCUUUGACGAAUAUGGAUAUGAUGGAGAGGAUUUUAUAUCACUGGAUCUGAACCAGAUGAGAUACGUCCCUCACACAACACAGGCUAACAUCACGGCUGAGAGGUGGAACAGAGACGGAGCUCUGAUUCAGUCUCAGAGCAGCUACCACACCCGCGAGUGCGUGAACUGGCUGAAGAGGUUCGGGAAGACCAACCUGGAGCAAACAGGAAGCAUCUCGUUCUUCCAGAGGACGUCCUUCUCCCCUGUGGUCUGCCACGUCGCUGGUUUCUGUCCCAGCGCAAUGAAGAUCUCGUGGCGCAAAGAUGGAAAAGACAUGAAGGAAAAUGUCAGAAUUGGAGCCGCUUUGCCCGACGGUGAAGGAACAUACCUGAGAAACGUUUCCCUCAACAUCACUGAGCUGGACUCAAACACGUUCACCUGUGUGGUGGGAAACACCUCCAGAGAUUUGGACAAGCGUCAGCUGAAGUCUGAGAGCGAUUCCCAUCCGGCUUGGAUUCCUGUUGUUGUUGUUGUUGUUGUUGUUGUUGUUGUUUGCAUUGGUUUAAUUGUAUGUGGCGUUUCCUGGUAUUGUAAGAAGCAGCAGCGGUCUGUACAGUACAGUACAGUACAGCAGCGACCAGCAGCGAUGCAGCUGUCAGCGCUGCAGACUGACGAUCAUUGAGAGGUCAUCAGAACUUCAGAACCCUCGGUCCUGCUGUCGCAACAACGGAACAGCUCACGCGUGUCGGGCUGCUUUCAGCCUGUGUUGGUUUAUGUUACUGGGCAGCCAGUUGGGGCACUGUAAUACUGUAAUAACAUUAAUUUACACAGUUAAAAAAAAAGAUGGCUUUUCAAAGGUUCUUUAGUAAAGAAACUGGUUCUAUGUAGGACCAUGAACACUCAAAGAACCUUUUGCAUGAUGGCAAGGGUUCUUUGCAUUGUGAAAGGGUUCUUCAGAUUGAAGAAGAACGUGCUGGACAUGGUAGAUGGACAUUUUUGGAAAGCGGCUACAUAUAGCACCAAAAAGGGUUCUAUUGGUACAAGUUCGACAGAACAAAAGAACUAUAUAUUCUAUAUAAUUAUUAUUUUUAUAUAUAUAUAUAUAUUUUAUCCUUCAUUUUACUACAUACUACUACUCUGAAAAAAUAUAAUUAGCAUAAAAGGGCUCUAUUUUUAUUCAUUUUCUCUCCUCUUGGAUUUAUACUGAGUGCUAAAGUGCUAGGCCUUGGAAUGUUUCAUCAGAGCCACAACGCUUAAAAUCAAUGGAAACUGAAAAAUAAAGUCAAAUAUUGAAAGAUA